AUGACCAGAGUCUUUCUUACCGGCGCUUCUGGAUACAUCGGUGGAGAUGUCCUCCAUUUGUUAGUCAAAUCGCACCCUGAAUAUCAAGUCCGAGUCCUGGUCCGAGACGAGUCCAAGGGAUCCGUCAUUACCAAGGCUUUUAGUCAAGUCGAAAUCGUGCACGGUAGCCUUGAUGAUACAGACAUUAUCAGCAAAGAAGCCCAAGAAGCCGACGUUGUGUUGCAUCUGGCGGCUACCGGACAUCUAAACAGCGUCCAAACUAUAUACGAUGCUCUUUCGAGAAAGCCCAAAAGCUCCAAGUCCCCAUCCUACGUUCAAAUCUCAGGCGCCAGCGUGCUCGCAGCCGGUGAAGUUGCUGACAAGGCGAGGGUUUUUGGCUCUGGCAGUGAUGUCAUCUACAAUGAUCUCACCGGCGUCGAUUCAAUCAAGUCGUUCAUCAAGCAGUACCCCAGCCGCGCCGUGGAUAACUACAUUCUCUCAGUGAAUGAACAGAGUUCGCUUGUCAAGACUGCCCUCGUCAUUCCUCCCAUCAUUUAUGGUCAAGCUCGUGGCCCAGGCAAUCAACGUAGCAUGCAGAUCCCAGACCUCGCUAAUGCUACACUGAAGCGCCAGCGGGGAUUACAGGUUGGUCCUGGUGAAAGCCGAUGGGGUAACAUCCACAUCCAGGACCUAAGUCACAUCUUUUUGCGAUUAACUGAGAAGGCAGUUGAAGGUAGUGAAGAUAACAACAUUUGGGGAACAAAUGGCAUAUUCUUUACUGGUGUAGGGGAAAUGUCAUUCAGUGACAUAUCGCGACGAGUUGCCACAGCCGCACACGACUUCAAUCUCAUCCCGAGCAACGAAGUAGACCAAGUCAAUGCAGACGAGAUUGAUCAACUGAUUCCCCGCGGAUCUGUACUAUUGGGAACCAACGCUCGUGCCGGAGCUGACAGAGCUAAAGCAAUGCUUGGCUGGGAACCUGAGAUGGAGAGCUUGGAGGAGCAUAUCCCCCAGGCCGUUAUCAACGAAGCGCGAGCACUUGGCAUGAAGGUCGAGCAAUGGUUGUAG
Fusarium poae is the source of this 1047-nucleotide messenger RNA. RefSeq lists its product as uncharacterized. The record is from RefSeq and is a predicted model, not a curated record. NCBI's taxonomy places the organism in Eukaryota, Fungi, Ascomycota, Sordariomycetes, Hypocreales, Nectriaceae. The coding region runs from base 1 to 1047 and encodes 348 amino acids. The transcript has 5 exons.